AUGAAUCGUUUAAUUAAAGAAAAUAAUAUGGUUAAUAAAACCAUAAAAAGUUAUCUUUGCUUUUCAAAUAAUAAUGUAGCCAAUAAAUCAAUACAAAGAACUUAUACAACAUAUAACUUUAGGACCUAUCCAUUUUAUCAUGAAACCAAAGCUUCUAAUGAUUUAUUAAAUCAAAAGAAAAUGAAAUAUCAAGUUGCAUCUUCUCUUAGUAAUAAUGGUGAUGGUUAUAAAGGUAAAUCCGAUUACUACAGAUAUAGAAUGUAUCACAAUAAGAAUGAAUGGAAGCAUCAUGAUAGUUUUGAUAAUAAACCAAUCUUUCCACAUAUUACUAAACACAAUAACCAAAUGAAAACUGUUGGUGAACUAAAAGAAGAUUAUAGAAGAUUGGUUGAAGAAAGUAAGAGAACUGCUCCAAAAUUUGAACAUAUUAAAGGCCAAGAGAAAAUGAAAGAUUUCUCUUUAGGUGUUGAUUAG
Molecule: messenger RNA, 474 nt
Organism: Dictyostelium discoideum AX4
Lineage: Eukaryota; Evosea; Eumycetozoa; Dictyosteliales; Dictyosteliaceae
Exons: 2
Coding region: 1-474 (157 amino acids)
Source: RefSeq, a predicted model, not a curated record